AUGCCGCCGCUCGUUCCUCGCAAGAGGCUGCGCCAAGAGUCCCCCACAGGCGAGCCGAGACCCGCCAAAGCCGUGAAAGGGAGCAAAGGGAAGGCUCCUGCUGCGGCUCCUCGUAAGGCGACCCUCUACGAUGAUCUGGACCAGACUGAAAGCAACGGCGCUCUGAAGCGUGAGAAUUCGAAUCUGAAGCAUCUUGAAGCGCUCGAUGAGGAGGAGGAUAGCGAUCUCACGUCCUUGUCUGACGCUGAUUUUGAGGAUGCCGCCAUUGACAAGCGGCAGAGGCAAGAGCUCUCCGAGGAGGAAGAUGAUGAAGAUGACGACAUUGAGUUCGAAGAUGUCGAGGCACCUCGCACCUCAAUCUUGGACGUCCAAACUCCCACGGGAGAUCUCGAACUGACCCUCAUUAAGGACCCGAGAGUGCCUUUGACCAAAGCGUUUGGCGACAAGAAAGGACCAUCCAAACGUGAUCGUCAGACUCGAAACGCCAGUCAUUGUCUGCAUGUUCAACUUUUGUUAUGGCACAAUGCAGUUCGGAAUGCAUGGACGUGCGAUCCCGAGGUCCAAGGCAUACUUCUCUCCCAUCUUCCCCCGAGCAUGUGGGAUGAGGUUGACCGGUGGCGCCGCACUUCUGGAUUGGAAGUUGCCAAGGAGGAGACGCCGAAGAAAGCGCCAGCGAGAAAGUCGAAAGCUAGAGGAAGGCCCAGUAGACAGUCUGGGAAGCGGGGAGGAGAUUGGGAUACGGCCGCGACACGGCUAGAACAGGGCACGCCAGACUUGAGCCACGGAGAUCCUCUGUUCCGUCUUAUGAAGGCGUUAACAAUGUGGUGGAAGAAAAGAUUCACAAUCUCGGCACCAGGAAUUCGAAAGCAGGGGUAUAUGUCCCUCGAGCGCCUCGAUCGUCUCGUCAAGGGCUAUCAAAAUGAGGAACACGAUGCUGAGCGUUUCGGAGAGCGAAUCCGGGGUGUACAAGAGUUCAGGACUCUUGCCCAACAUUGUACGGGUAGUCGGGAUGUCGGUGCUCAGCUUUUUACUGCCCUGCUUCGUGGCCUUGGGCUUGAGGCGCGGCUAAUUGCCAGUCUCCAACCAGUCGGUUUUGGUUGGAACAAAUAUGAAGAUGCUGACGAGGAAGAAGAGGAAAAACCAAAGGCAUCAUCUUCAAAACAGGACGGUGCGUCCAACAAGAUAAAGGGGCCAGAUCCCAACACGACAUCUCCGUCAACAGCACAGUCGAAGCAGUCGAAGCGGCCACCCCGGAAGCCGACGGCCAAGGACUCUGAUGAAUCUGAGGCUUUCGAGCUUCAUGCGAUCGAUAGCGAUGAUGAUUCGGUCAUCAUGCUGCCCCCUGUCAAACAGAAUAAGAAGACAAAGUCAUACGACAAAGACCUGGAAUAUCCACAUUACUGGACCGAGGUGCUUUCGCCAGUGACCAACAAGUACCUCCCCGUCGACGCGAUUGUCAAGGCUGUAGUCGCGACCAAUCGAGAACAUGUCGAGUCACUCGAGCCGAGAGGCGGGAAAGCUGACAAGGCAAGACAGGUGAUGGCCUACAUCGUUGGGUAUUCACAGGACGGAACUGCCAAGGACGUGACUGUCAGAUACUUGAAGCGACAGAUGCUACCAGGCCGCACCAAAGGAGUGCGCUACCCUAUUGCAAAGAUCCCGGUCUACAACAAGCACGGCAAAGUAAAGCGAUACGAUCCCUUUGACUGGUUUCGGUUCGCUAUGCGAGGCUAUGGACGAGGUGGGAAGAACCAGCCGAUCACCGACGUGGAUGAGGACGAGGACUCAACCGACCUCAAGCCAGCCAAGCCGGAGAAGAAGGAGGUCAAAGAGGGUGAGGAGACACUGCAGUACUAUAAGCAAUCGCAAGAGUUUGUUCUCGAACGCCAUCUGAGACGUGAAGAGGCACUGCUGCCCAGGGCGAAGCCGGUCAAGGUCUUCAAGAGCAAAGGCAAAGGUGGCGAGGUCAACGAGGAGGACGUGUUUCUGCGAAAGGAUGUCGUCAAUGUCAAGAGCGCAGAGACCUGGCACAAACAAGGUCGAGCACCGAUCCCAGGGCAACGUUCGCUCAAGAAAGUACCCUACCGAGCAGCGACGACGAACAGGCGUCGCGAAAUCGCGGAGGCCGAGGCAGCGACCGGAGAAAAGGUGCUGCAAGGACUGUACAGCUUCGACCAGACGGAUUGGAUCAUCCCCCCACCCAUUGAAAACGGUGUCAUCCCGAAGAACGAGUACGGAAAUAUCGACCUGUUUGCCGAGCACAUGUGCCCAGAAGGCGCAGUCCAUGUCCCGUAUCGGGGUGCGGUGAAGGUCUGCAAGCGGCUCCAGAUCGACUUUGCGGAGGCGGUUGUCGACUUUGAAUUCGGACAUCGCAUGGCUGUGCCAGUGAUACAAGGCGUGGUCGUCGCCGCAGAAUACCACGACCAGGUCAUGGAAGAACUAGCCAAGGACGAAGCGGAGAGAUCGAGGAAAGAGGACGAGAAGCGCCGAAAGGCAGCAAUGGGCAUGUGGAGAAAGAUGCUCAUGGGGAUGCGGAUUGCGAGACGAAUAGAGCAAGACUAUGGCAAGAUUGGCGAAAACGAGCACAUUUUCGGCCACGACCACUCAGCAUCGAGAAUACACGACCUCACGGGUAGCGGCGACAGAGGUCUGGACGACGAGGAGAUGGCUGGUGGCUUUCUACCAGAAGGGUUUGAGGACGAUGCAGAUCAUUUGGCGCCUCAAACCUCGAGCUUCUUUCCCGUUGCUCACGACGAGGAGGACGGAGAAGAAGGUGACGGAGGAUUGAUUGUCGAGGACCAUCGCAAUCAUGAGCCAAGCCUAGCUCUAGAACCGGCUGCUGACCCGGAUGAGCCAGAAUCGGAACCAGAGGUAUCUAAAUCUCGCGCAAAGCCGCGGCGGGCCCAGCCUGGAAAGCGACCCCCACGGGGCCGGCGGCAGAGAUCGCCUCCGCCCGAUGAAGAUGAAGAUGAGGAUGAAUCCGAGCUGACGGAGCUUGAUCUCGACUCGGAUGCGGAUUAUGUAGAUUAG
Molecule: messenger RNA, 3030 nt
Organism: Thyridium curvatum
Lineage: Eukaryota; Fungi; Ascomycota; Sordariomycetes; Thyridiales; Thyridiaceae
Exons: 1
Coding region: 1-3030 (1009 amino acids)
Biological process (GO): mismatch repair; nucleotide-excision repair
Cellular component (GO): cytoplasm; nucleus; XPC complex
Molecular function (GO): damaged DNA binding; single-stranded DNA binding
Source: RefSeq, a predicted model, not a curated record